UGGGCCUAAAACGCCCCUUUCCUCUGAUUGGUCAAUCCACACCAUCAUCUCUUCCUCAAAUGCUGAAUAACAGUCCACCGCUGUCAUAAAACUUUGAAAUUUCAUUUGUCUGGUUUUAGAUUCAUUUAUCAUUCUUAAUAUUAUUUUUCAGAACAUGUUACUGAUCCAUAUUUAUUGCACCUAUGCUAUCUCUCAUUAUGCAAACAAUGAAACAAAUAUCAGAGUUAAUGUCCACUGAAUGUUUGAAGUGAACAGUAAUAUGCAAUAAAAACACACAGAAAUGAUGAUCAGAAUGUAUAAUAUUUUAAUCAAGUGAAAUAUGGUCCAGAAGCAUCACUCACUUCUACAUCAUUUACUUUAUUGAUCUUAUCUGUUCUGUUGAAACUGUUAUUCACACAUGAUUCAGACAAUUGACUGUUCUCACGCCACACGUCCCUUAUCUCACGCAGUGAUAACGUCUUGACAGAGCAGCCAGCACCGUGCAGCAGAGAGACUUUAUUAAGACCAAUCAGGGGAAAACAGCUGCAAAACAUCUCUCCCUCUUUCGCGCGCACCCCCGCCCAACAAGUCUCGCGAUGGUAUAUGCUUCCGAUGAAGCCAUCCGUCUGCGUUCUCUCUCUCUCUCUCUCUCUUUAUAGACAAGAAAACAUACAAAACUCUCGUAGGGGAGAAAUAAGAAACAUACAUCAAUAGGAUUGUCAGUGAAAAUGAAAGAAAAGCGUCCCCUUUAUUCUAUUAAUUAACCUUUUAUUAAAAUAAACCGAAAGGGUUUGACAAUUUAUUUAUUCUGUGCCACGCGUAGAUUGCCGUACCCAUGCCCACACAGAAGAAAGCUGGCACAGACCCCUAGACUCUGCCCUGACUAGUACGGUUUGUGCCAUAUUAACGCACGGGCUUACCGGAGCUUAAGUUUAUCGGGGCCCCAAAUGGAAUAAACGCGUCGUUUUCUCGUUUCUGCUGAUUUCUUUUCCAAUUAAAAAUCAAACCGUCUAAACGCACACGGACCAGAUCCAUUGCGCAAAUGAAGCGCAAAACAGUGUUUUCUAAAGCGCAGAUGCCUGUGACAGCUCCCCGCUUCUGCUUUACAUUCAGUCCGAAUCACUGGACAAAGAAAUGUGUUGAUUUCUCUUAUUUAUUGUGCACACACAGUUAUUCGACUAAAGAAACAUGCAGUAUAAUAAGCAUGUUAUAUAUGAGGAAAUGACAGUGGUGACGUGAUGUCCACCUCCUCCUCCAUCUUUACUCGCACACUAAAGGUUUGAUUUAAAUGCAUAUGGUCUGUUUUGUAAAGCUUAGAUCAACCCAAUCAGUGUUUGCAUUUUCUGACAAUUGAAGAAAAUGACUCGCACGUUCAAUUUAUCCUGUUUGUGCUUAUGGCACCUGUUUGGUGUGUUUGGUUUUCAGACAGAUGGAGUGAAGACAGUGUCAGGGACUGAGGGAGAUUCUGUCACUCUACACACUGAUGUUACUGAAGUAGUGGGACGUGAUGUGAUACUGUGGACAACCCUUGGAUAUAACAUUGCGAGAUUCAAUAGAGCAUCCCAAAAAAUUUCUAAAUCUGAUGGACCUAAUGGGAUAUUCAGAAACAGACUGCAUGUGACAUUUCGCACUGGAGAUCUCAUCAUCAAUGAUGUCAAAACUGAACACUCUGGACUUUAUGAAGUUAAGAUCAUGCAGGGAAAUAAGGUCUCAUACAAGAGAUAUAAAGUUGAGGUCCAUGCUCUUCUGCCCAUUCCUGUCAUCAGCAGAGACUCUCCGCUGUAUGAUUCAUCAUCUAAAAAUUCAUCUAAAUGUGUGUUGGUGUGUUCAGUGGUGAAUGUGACACAGGUGACUCUCUCCUGGUACAAAGGAAACAGUUUAUUCUCCUCCAUCAGUGUGUCUGAUCUCAACAGCAGUCUCUCUCUACAUCUGGAGUGCGUCAAUGAUUCUUACAGCUGUGUGGUGAACAAUUCAAUCAGCAACCAGACUAAACAUCUCGAUAUCUCGACUGAUCUUUGUCAGCCAUGUUCAGACCACUGUUGUAGUCUCACUGAAGCUGUGAUCCGAUUGGUCAUCUCUGGUCUGGUGGGCGUGGCUUGUGUAGCUGUACUGGUUUAUGACAUCAGAUCCAGAAGAACUGAACAGAAGAGAUACAUCAGACAACACCAUCAGACUCGCACGGAUAAACAUGAUUGAACAUCGUGUCUCACAAACAGUUUUCACAUUCACUUUAGUACCAUUUAAAGCAAUGCACCAUUUUGUACCAUUUCUUCUCAAGAGCAAGUCUCACAAUCUGACCAAAAAUUAAUGUAAUUUUUAAAAUAUGGUUUGUGAAAGUGGAUCACACUUCAGUGUGGGGCUCGCCAAAGCUGAGACUUUAUUCCAAAAAAGAUUCAAAAAUAUGUCAGUGAUGUGUUAUAUCACUCUAUUUUAAGUACACACUGGAUGGAAAUUAAAGUGUGUUAAUAAAUGGACUGUGACUUCAGAGGCAAUGUUAGCAUGUUUGACUGAACUUUCAGAGCAAUUCAGAUUGUUACUUUCAUGAAGGAUGAAUAUUCAAAGUUCAUGCAAAAGCUUAAAACAAACGGCUUGAA
This is a messenger RNA of Myxocyprinus asiaticus (Chinese sucker), 2573 nucleotides long. RefSeq lists its product as uncharacterized. The transcript is spliced from 4 exons. The record is from RefSeq and is a predicted model, not a curated record. NCBI's taxonomy places the organism in Eukaryota, Metazoa, Chordata, Actinopteri, Cypriniformes, Catostomidae. The coding region runs from base 1339 to 2175 and encodes 278 amino acids.